Schistocerca gregaria is the source of this 464-nucleotide messenger RNA. RefSeq names its product peroxidase-like protein 3. The coding region runs from base 1 to 405 and encodes 134 amino acids. The transcript has 4 exons. Gene Ontology annotation, biological process: response to oxidative stress. Gene Ontology annotation, molecular function: peroxidase activity; heme binding. The record is from RefSeq and is a predicted model, not a curated record. Lineage: Eukaryota; Metazoa; Arthropoda; Insecta; Orthoptera; Acrididae.
AUGGUGUGCCUCCGUACAAUGAUUUGCGCAAUUGUAAAAAUGAAAAAAGUUUAUAAACAUGUUGAUGAUAUUGAUCCCAUAGUUGGAGGAGCCUUAGAAAAUAAUAUCCCUGGAACAUUGAUGGGUCCAACAUUUCUGUGUCUUAUGGUUAAUCAGUUCCUCUUAUCGCAGAAGUCUGACAGAUUUUUCUAUCUCAAUAGGAAACAGGAGUAUCCCUUUACUGAAGGACAAAUCAAGGAAAUUAAGAAAUCUAGCAUUGCCAGGCUUAUGUGUGACCAUACAGGUGUUCAAAAGAUUCAAAAGCAAGCAUUUUUGCAGAUAUCUAAGAGGAAUUCGUUAGUAGAUUGUAGACAUAUUCCUGCUGUUGAUCUGUCAGCGUGGGAGGAGAAAUGGAAUGUUGCUUGAACUAUUAUCAAGAGCAGCAACCUGCUUUGAGUUAUUACUGUGAAAACACUGCUUUGAAA